UGAGUGGCCAAAGCCAUGGGGGAAGCAAAAUCAGCGAAGCCUCAUGUGGUGUGUGUUCCUCUUCCAUUGCAAGGCCACAUCAACCCAAUGCUAAGCCUAGCAAAGCUCCUCCACCUCCAUGGCUGCCACGUCACCUUCGUCCUCACCCACUUUAACUUCAACCUCCUCCUCAACUCCAGAGGUCCCGAUACCGUUAAGGGCGUUCCCGGCUUCCAGUUCGAGGCCAUCUCGGACGGGUUGCCGCCGGAGAACAAACGGUCGAUUCUUGACCUGCCGGCGCUGUGCAGGUCGAUGCCUGUACAAGGGUUGCGUUCGUUCAGGGAGCUGAUAGACAAGCUGCAGCAUCAGCAGUGUGGUUCGCCGGACGUGCCUCCGGUGAGCAGCAUAGUUUGCGAUGGGGUGGUGGGGUUUGCGAUGAAAGCUGCGGAGGAGUUCGGUAUACCUGAAUUCGUGCUGUUCACUCCGAGUGGUUGUGGGAUGUUGGGUUACCUUAACUUCGAUGAGCUUCACAAGAGAGGGUUUUUCCCAUUGAAAGAUGAGAAGAAUCUACACGAUGGCUAUCUGGACACAGAAAUAGAUUGGAUUCCAGCCAUGAGAGGAAUCAGACUGAGAGAGAUUCCCACAUUCUUCAGAACUACUGAUCCUUCUGAUACAAUGUUCAACUACAACAGAGACAGUGUGGCCAACGCCGUUAAAGCCAACGGCGUCAUCCUCAACACCUUCCAAGCCCUUGAAUCAGAUACCCUAGACGCCAUCAGAUCCACCUACCCCCAUCUCUACCCCAUCGGCCCCUUACCACUGCUCCUUCGCAACCACGACGACAACGACUCCACGAUCGACUUGAACCUGUGGAACUCAGAAUCCAAGUGCUUACAGUGGCUAGACUCGAGAGAGAAACAAUCAGUGGUUUACGUCAACUUCGGAAGCUUGGUCACCAUGAACACUAAUCAACUUCGAGAGUUUGCAUGGGGAUUCGCUAACAGUAACUACAGUUUCUUAUGGGUGAUUCGACCUAAUCUCGUGGAAGGAAGUAAAGAAGUGUUAUCAGAAGAAGAGUUGAAGAAGAAAGCUGAAGGAAGAUUCAUGAUCGUGGGAUGGUGUCCACAAGAGAAAGUGCUGGGCCACGGGUCAGUGGGAGGGUUUCUGAGUCACUGUGGGUGGAACUCGAUGUUGGAGAGUAUCAGUGAAGGUGUGCCUCUGGUGUGUUGGCCGUUCUUCGCAGAGCAGCAGAUGAACUGUUUCUAUGCUUGCAAGAGGUGGGGGAUAGGGCUGGAGAUGGAGGAGGGUGUGGUUAAGAGAGAGAAAGUUGAGAGGCUUGUCAGAGAGCUUAUGGAGGGAGAGAGAGGGAAGAAGAUGAGAGAGAAAGCUUUGGAGUGGAAACUCAGAGCUCAGGCUGCUACUUUACCCGGUGGUUCUUCUUACAAUAGUUUUAUCACUUUGGUUGAGAAAUUCAAAAAGGGUGUUGUUAAGCCACUUUGACGUAUCUCAUGUAUGAGGGAAAGCAUGUUAAUUAAUCUAGUUUCUUCGAUUAGAUUUAGAUGUAAUUUUCUUUUUUUACAUACAUGUUUUUGUUUUAUUAGAGUCAAUUCUAUUUGUAAACACAGUCCGACAGUUAAUUGGACACCUUUCUUAAAAGUCGAACAUUGGUCAUCAAAUGGUAAAAGAUCAUUAGUCCCUUCUUAUUGGU
Prosopis cineraria is the source of this 1687-nucleotide messenger RNA. Its product is annotated as 7-deoxyloganetin glucosyltransferase-like. Gene Ontology annotation, molecular function: UDP-glycosyltransferase activity. The transcript is spliced from 2 exons. The record is from RefSeq and is a predicted model, not a curated record. Lineage: Eukaryota; Viridiplantae; Streptophyta; Magnoliopsida; Fabales; Fabaceae. The coding region runs from base 16 to 1479 and encodes 487 amino acids.